AUUAUCAAUCAUUGAAGGCAGGAGAGAUAGAGAGAGAGGAGUUCGAGAGAGAGUAGUGAGGGAUUUGGACGCUUUUCUGACUAACCUCUGGGCCUGUUUCCUUACCAUUGCUUCCUUUGGCGGCCCCGUACUCUCUGAAAGGAGUUUAAAACAGGAGCCAACGAGCUUGUAAUAAUAGUAUAGUUUCAUUUGCACUUAAAGCUACAAGGCUUUUUCACUCUCUCUCAGUAUUCUUCUUCACACUUUCAAGCUUCUCUCUCUCUCUUCCACUUGAACCACACACACACACAAAGAUACAAGACUGGUAAUGUCUUCUUCAUCAUCUUUCUCUCCUCAACAAAUGAUGGAGCAUCCUCAAUUACUGGAACUGAGUCUCGAGAGCCGAUCUCGUUCCAGUACCUGGCCUUGUCCGCCUGACGAGGACGAGCUAACAGGUGGGCGGGGUUUAUCAGAGUCGCCCGUGCCGAAUAUGCCCCCUGGGGCCGGUGGAAGUUUGAGUGGCGGGAGCCUAGGUGGAGGAGUGGGCAAGACUGAUUCUACUAAGAAAAUGAGAAACGCCUGGGGGAACAUGUCUUACGCCGAUUUGAUCACACAGGCCAUAUUGUCUUCUCAAGAUAAAAGACUGACAUUGUCCGAGAUUUACGAUUGGAUCGUACAAAAUGUUCCUUAUUUCUCCGAUAAAGCUUCAAGCCCAUCCACUGCUGGCUGGAAGAAUUCGGUGAGACACAAUCUAUCCCUCCACAGUCGGUUUGUUAAGGUACAGAAUGAAAGCAGCGGCAAGAGCAGCUGGUGGACGGUCAAUCUUGAUGCCAAGAGCACACGAGGCCGGAGACGCUCCUCGUCCGUCGACAACACAAAUGCUCCUUCCCCUCGAACAAAGAAAAGAGAGAAAAAGAAGCAGCUGAAGAAGAUGAAGAAUGCCGGCUCUUCAAACGACCUCCAAACCAGCAGUCCCUGUGAUAGCCCCACCACUACUGGCUUCCUUCAAGCUCCGUGGAGCCCGUCCCCUCACAUUGACUGUCCUUCUCCUACUAAUUCUGAUCGAUCUGCUACCUAUUCUCCUGUGGCUUUCUCUCCUGUCCUUCAGCGGAGUAGGAACGCUACCCCCGUCUCUCCUCUAGUAUCUCCACCUGCUUUGGAACACGAGAAUGUCUUCAGCGGCUCAAACUCAUCUCUAUUGGAUAGCUAUCAUGAUAACAGUGGGCUAGGUGGGGCACUGUUGUCUGAAGACUCCGUACCUGAGCACUGUAUAACGUCCCUUGCUUCUCUUAACCUCAAGGCCUCAAGGGAAGGAAUGGGUUCCUCUUCCUCUCUCUCGUCUCUUAAUUCUCCUCGUCUUCAGCUAAAGCCUUCCCCACAGCAGCAACAUGUAUUUAAUUUCCCCCUUCAGCCUGAUGGUUCAUCUGGCUAUUCCUCUGUUUCUGAUGGUAAUGAUUCCUCGAUGAUCACUGAUGCUCAGGGUUCGUCACUGGCCCCACCCACUUAUGAGGAACAUGUUACAGGUCCGGCAGUGAGUCCUGUUAGACUGAACAGUGGCACACCUACAAGACACACUAGUUUUGGUCAGGCCAGUCACCCACUCCACCUCUCUCUAGCGUACGAAGGUCGGCCCCGCUCCGGUUCUGAGCCAGCCCCGCCUCGUGUCACGCCCCCUCACCAUCACCCUCACCCUAACCACGCUCACACAAUACACACAGUCCAGCACCAUCACGCCUACCACCCCUCACCCUCACACCACAUCCCUCGGGACAUUGACCCUUCUCUCUUUAGCAACGACUUCAAAGUCGACAUUCAGGACGUCAUCCAACAAGAGCUUCAGUAUGGAGGGGAUUUCUCGCUCUCGGCAGGCACAGGGGCCAUGGAGACUCAAACCAUUCAACACCACGGGCAUCAGUUCAAUAACACGGCCUAUACUGCUCUUAAUCCUAAUAUACAUGUUCAUCAUGGUAAUUAUGCUGCUACAGGUCAUUCGACUGGUCACCAGUUUUAUACUCAAUCUCACGAUCCCACUCUCACGUCAGUCGCUCUGGAUUCUUCGUCUCCUAAUUUAUCAAGAAGACCUAAUCCGGGGUAUUAGCUGUUUAAAGAGAAAUGGAGAGACUUUAUUGAUGCUAUUAUAGUCUCUUGAUAACAUUAUGUAUGUUCAAUGCUCAUCCAUAUCCUCUUGUUUCUUUUAAUAUUCUCUCUUUAUAUUCUUCUUGCAAUGCUUCCUUAUGCAUUAUACAACAAUGUAGUACAUCUCUCCCCCUCCCCCCUCUCUCUCUCCCCCCCUCUCUCUCUUCUUGUCACAUUAGCUGUCAAACAUUAUAUUAGUUUACCUUUUGCUCUAUUUCUCUUUAUUAUUUUUUCAUAGACAGACACAUGCACAUAAUGUAUCAUUAUUAUUAUUAUUAUUAUUAUUAUUAUUAUUGUUGUUGUUGUUAUUAUUAAUUAUUUUGAUGCGUUGAGAUGAUUGAAACUUUUUAAUUUUUUUAGUGUUAGUAAUGAAUUGUUGUGAUGUUGUUAUUAUUAAUAAUUAUUAUCGUUCUUUUUCCUUUAUUAAUAAUAAUAAUUGAUAAUUAUAGACUCGAAAAAGUAGCGAUAAAAUUCCUAAUCUUCUAGC
This is a messenger RNA of Amphimedon queenslandica, 2602 nucleotides long. Its product is annotated as forkhead box protein O1-like. Gene Ontology annotation, biological process: regulation of DNA-templated transcription. Lineage: Eukaryota; Metazoa; Porifera; Demospongiae; Haplosclerida; Niphatidae. The record is from RefSeq and is a predicted model, not a curated record. Gene Ontology annotation, molecular function: DNA-binding transcription factor activity; sequence-specific DNA binding. The transcript has 4 exons. The coding region runs from base 308 to 2077 and encodes 589 amino acids.